Messenger RNA from Nelumbo nucifera (sacred lotus), 1554 nucleotides. RefSeq lists its product as uncharacterized. NCBI's taxonomy places the organism in Eukaryota, Viridiplantae, Streptophyta, Magnoliopsida, Proteales, Nelumbonaceae. The record is from RefSeq and is a predicted model, not a curated record.
CUAUUCUCAAAAUUAAAACUUACUGCGACUGACUAUAAGUAGACCGACCAAAGUUGGGUAACUUUGGAAGUUGGAAGCCCGGUGCCUGUGCCUGCCUGCAACUCAGAGCCAAACGACACCUAAUCGGAUGAUGCGGUGGAUGCUGACCCAGUGACCCCCCCUAGUCCCUACUCCUAAAUAAAGAACACUGUUGCUCUCUCUCCCUCCUUCCUUUUUUCCACUCUCAGCCUUACCCUCCCCGCCUAUCUUCUUUCUUCCUCCUCUUCUUCUUAUUCUUCUGUUCGAGUUUGUGUGUUUGGAAGGUUUAGAGAUAGAGGGAGAUGGGGAAUUGCCAGGCCAUAGAUGCAGCAACAUUGGUUAUACAGCAUCCUGGUGGGAGAGUAGAGAGAUUGUAUUGGCCGGUGACCGCCAGUGAGGUCAUGAGAAUGAACCCGGGUCACUACGUUGCUCUCAUAGUCACACUGUGUCUCCCGGAGAAGGAGGAGAAGCGUGACGACGCCGUCCGUAUUACGCGUGUUAAAGUACUCCGCCCUACUGAUACUCUUGUUCUUGGUCAAGCCUAUAGACUCAUCACCUCUGAAGAGGUUAUGAAAGGGCUCUGGGCUAAAAGGUAUGCAAACAUGAAGAAGAGCCAGACGGAAUCCGUCCAAAGGCAACCAAGAACGACAAACUCAAACUUGCACGGAUUAGGAUCUGAAAUAAGAGAAAGGAAGAGCGAUUUACAGAAUAGUAGUCAGGCAGCCAGACAUGAAAGACACCGACCAAGAACAGGGACAGCAUCUACGCCAUCCACUUCCACUUCUGCAAGUGCAAAGUCAAGACCAUGGAGGCCCUCCUUACAGAGCAUAGCCGAAGCCGGUAGCUGAUGAUGCUUUCAGUCCAUUACAAUAGUCGGAACAACCAGAAAACGGAUUAAAAUAGGCUUCUCAACCAGAUAUAAAUGCAUCCAGAACGGACUUCUCAAACAUGGGAAAAAAUAAUUAGUAUUUAUGUCUUUAAAGGUGGGAGUGCCGUGUGUUUGCUGGGUGAUCCCAAAACUACCCUCAAGCACAGAUCCCAGUUUUUCACUGUAUCAGAGUAAUACAGCUACAGCCCUUGUAUAGCCAAGCCAAGAAAAGAGCCGAUGCAUUCCAACUUUGAUGUAUUCACUAUGUUUUUGGAAGGAAAUUAGAUCUGCAUGUAUGAAACUUAUCUGAAUCGGAAAUAUAAUCAUGGGUGCACAGAAGUUCAAGAGUUCCCAGCAAUUAUCAACGUUUGAGCCUGGAGAAGAGCUGCAUAAAGGUGCCCCUGGCAGCUUCUUCUCCUGGAGUGCACUUAACUAUCAACGUUCGAGCCUAGAGAAUUAAUCAAUAUCUGCAUCUCAAACCCACACCCAGAUAGUUGGUGGCAGAGACUCUUUUUGACAUGCUUAAUCUAAUAUACGAUCCUGUAGAAAAGGUUUGAAGUUUUGAGUAUCAAUUGUUGUAACCUUGUAUGUGCAAAAUCCAAGAGCUUGGAAGUGUUUGUCCAAGCAAAGCAACAGAAGUGAAAGCCAGUGAUGGAUCAACAGUGUUA